Arvicanthis niloticus (Nile rat) is the source of this 2852-nucleotide messenger RNA. Its product is annotated as ATP-binding cassette sub-family G member 3-like. The record is from RefSeq and is a predicted model, not a curated record. Lineage: Eukaryota; Metazoa; Chordata; Mammalia; Rodentia; Muridae. Gene Ontology annotation, biological process: transmembrane transport. Gene Ontology annotation, molecular function: riboflavin transmembrane transporter activity; efflux transmembrane transporter activity; ABC-type transporter activity. Gene Ontology annotation, cellular component: plasma membrane.
CCCUGACCACAGAGGCUUGAGCACGCAGCAGAGCAGAAGCCAGAGCCUGUUGUGCCUUCCGAAGGUCAGAGCUACAACUCCUCCUGUGCAAGGAGCAGGGCCCCUGCAUUAUCUGACAGCGGAAGGAAGAAUAUCUCGAGAUGGCCUCCAAUAACGACCCCACUGUAAUCCCAAUGAUAGACAGACAUCAUUGUGACCUUGCUGAAACAAACACCAGUGACCUGAAAACACUGACUGGAGAGGCUGUGUUAAGUUUUCACAACAUCAGCUACCGAGAAACAGUGCAGCAUGGCUUUCUACGUUGGAAAAAGACUUUGAUAGAAAUGCUAUCGAACAUCAAUGGGAUCAUGAAACCUGGCCUCAAUGCCAUUAUGGGACCUCAAGAUGGGAGCAGAUCUUUGUUCUUAGAUGUCUUAGCUGCAAGGAGAGAUCCAUGUGGAUUAUCAGGAGAUAUUCUGAUAAAUGGUAAACCUCGACCUGCUAAUUUCAAAUGUACAUCUGGUUAUGUACCACAAAAUGAUGUGGUGUUGGGCACAGUGACUGUGAGAGAGAAUCUAGAGUUCUCAGCCGCUCUUCGUCUUCCAAUGACCAUAACAAGAGAUGAAAAAAGAAGACGGAUUGAUGAGGUGCUGGAGCUUCUGCAUCUGGAUAAAGAAGAACAAAAGAGCAAGCCUAGAUCCAAAGAACUCAAGAAAAAGACCAGGAUAGCAAUGGAGCUGGUCACUGAGCAUCCCAUUUUGUUCUUGGAUGAUCCCACCACUGGCUUAGACUUGAAAACUACAACUGAUAUCAUCUCAGUCCUGAGAAGGGUAUCCAAGAAGGGUCGGACAAUCAUCUUCUCCAUUGAUCAGCCUCAGUACUCCAUCUUCAGUGUUUUUGAUAGCCUCACCUUAGUGGCUUCAGGAAAACUCAUGUUUCAUGGACCUGCACAGGAUGCUUUGGGGUACUUCCAAUCUGCAGGUUACAAGUAUGAGAACCACGACAACCCUGCAGACUUCUUCCUGGACAUCAUUAAUGGAGGUUUCUCUAAUAUAUUAGGCACAAAGGAAGACGGCCAUGAUGUUGACAAAUAUGAAGAGCUUUGUAAGAGACAACAUCAAGUCACAGGUGAAUUGGCCAAGAUGUAUACCCAGUCCACAUUAUACAGGGAAACAAGAACCAAACUGGAUCAACUCUUGAGGGAACAGAAGCUGGAGAGGGUCUCAGCUGUGGAGACCACAUGUAUCACCCCUUUGUGGCAUCAGCUUUGGUGGAUUACACGUCGAUCAUUCAAAAAUUUCAAGGGUUUUCCAUGGGUCACUGUGAUUCAGGCUGUUAUCACAGUCAUACUGGCAACAGCUGUAGGCAUCACUUUCCGUGUCUUAAAAAAUGAUUGUAUUGAAGUCCAGAUGAGAGCCGGCCUUCUUUACCUGCUCACGGUCUUCCAGUGUAUCACAAGUGUAUCUGCAGGGGAGCUCUUUGUGAUUGACAGGGUUCUCUUUCUACAUGAGCACACCAGUGGAUACUACAGCGUGUCAUCUUAUUUCUUUGGGAAAUUGCUGGCUGAGCUAAUACCCAGGAGGCUAUUGCCAAGUACUAUAUUUACUCUGAUAACAUACUUCUUCACAGGAAUAAAAACUAGUCUGAAAUGUGUCUUCGCUAUGAUAUGUACUGUCAUGAUGCUGGCUUAUUCUGCCAGCUCUCUGCCACUGUCUAUAGGAGCUGGGGAGAAUGCAGUGGCAGUGCCAACACUGCUUGUCACCAUCUACUUUGUGUUCAUGCUGUUUUUUUCAGGUCUGUCACUAUAUUCUGGAAGCUUCCUGCCUAAGCUCUCAUGGAUUCAGUACUUUAACAUUCCUCAUUAUGGAUUUAAGGCUUUGCUGCACAAUGAAUUCCUGGGACAAAACUUCUGUCCAGAACACAACACAGAAGUCAGUAGAUGCCCUAAUUAUGUAAUAUGUACUGGUGAAGAAUUCUUGAUGAUCCAGGGCAUUGAUCUCUCAUCAUGGGGCUUCUGGGAGAAUCACCUGGCUUUAGUUUGUAUAAUGAUUAUACUCUUAACAAUUACCUAUGUGCAGCUAUUACAGGUUAAGAUAUUAGAAGUUCUUAGAUCCUGGGGAAGAAAUUUUCUGCAGUUGUUUAAAUAGAUGUGAUUCCAAACUAUCUUCUGAAUGUUUAUAAUUAUACUCAUGGACAAAUGCUACAGCCAGAAUGACGCAGAAAGGAUCCUACUGUAAACUGUGGUGAAUGCAGAAACUCAUGGAUGCUCACAGAAUAAGGAUAAGGGACACUCAAGUACUUAACCACAAACAGGACACCUAUAGCAUCCCCUCUAUAGCUUAGGCCAUUGUGAACUAUGAGUAGAAGAGUGCAGGAGCCAGAAGAUGAGAAGAAGGAAUGGAAAUGCAAUAUUGUGGUCAUGUACAGCCAAGGAAACCAUGGUCUAUAUCCUGACUCUACAGCUACCAGCACAAGUCUGAAUCCCUCAUCAGCAAAGCAAGGAACAGAGGGAAACUGAAUGGGCCAGUCCGCCAUUCUGCUGAACAUUUGGCUACUGGCAGAUCAUGGGAGAAAAGCAGUCAUGAUUUCACAUGUAUACUCACAUUGAGCUGACAGGACUCAAGUGGAAAGUCUGAAACCCAAGAUCACACAGACAGCCAUGUUUAAACUCUUUGGGUCACAAGACAAACCCAAAGUUGUGAAUGUGAGAAAGAGAACUGUAAAGAGGAGUAUUUGAAGGGAGUGUAAGGGAGAUGAGAGAGGUGGGACAGAGGGGAGUGGCUGAAAUGCAUUAUAUAGAGAAUUGUAUAUUUUUUAAAAUAAAAAUUAUAAAUAUGAAACAAAAACUUUAUGUAAAGUAUCUAAUGAAGAUU